GAUAUAUCAUCUACCUCAGUUGGCAUAUCGAAAAUACAUACCUCCCCUUCGGCAGAACGUUUCGUGGUUGCUGUUCAACGAGUUGAUGAUCUUGUGAAUGAUGCUGGUGACUUACUCGUGGAGAGAAUUUCUGCUGUUCUUAUAAACUUUGAUUUACGAGACGAACAAUUGCUUGUAAACAAUGUGCCCGUUCCAUUAGGGAUUAAUUCCAUCCAAGUGAUUAAAGCACAAAUUAUUCCGGAAAAUAAAGAUAUUAAUCAAUAUGAAAACAACUUUGACAAUGGUCUCAUUACUGUCGAAGUUAAUACAGCUGCUGAAUCUUUAUCUACCGAAGAGAAAGGAGUAUCCCUUCGUCGUGUCAAAAUUUCCGUCCGCAUAACAGAAAUUGAUGGAGCAAAAGUUAAUCAAGUUGAUAUCAUUAAAAAAGCUUUUGAAUUUAAAAGCCUUAAAACUGUUGGUGGAGGCCAAAAUUUAGAAAUUGCUACUGUGCACAUCAAAAGUCAUUCUUGUUCUAUGAUCAAACGUCUCCGUCAUUGGUGGCAUUCUUCCUCUUGGCUUGCACAUCUUGUUACUGUUGCUUUAUUCUUUACAUCAAUCUUUGGAAUUUUCUUUAUUAUUGUCCGUAAUACUAUAGAAGGUUUUAUGGUAUCAUUAUUUCCACAAACUCCUUAUCAGAUUGUUAGUCAAUAUGAUGAUUAUGAUGAUGGACAAGUAGAAAAAGUGAUCUUUAUAGCCGACGAAGAAAAACGUGCAUUGAUGAUGAAACAAGAAACAGAGAAAAAUUAG
Molecule: messenger RNA, 786 nt
Organism: Dentiscutata erythropus
Lineage: Eukaryota; Fungi; Glomeromycota; Glomeromycetes; Diversisporales; Gigasporaceae
Source: the annotation of a GenBank genome assembly